CGUCCUCCCUUCCAACAACCGACGACCUCAUAUAAUGGACGUGAUGGUUGCGUGCAUGUGUGUGUGAUUGGCUGCGAUGCAAUAACGAGCGCAGGGUGAAAAAGCAUCGCGAGCCGUGCACGCAAAAAAAAACAUUUCAGUGCACGUCCUGCUUGUAAACCUCUACAGCAGGGGCGAUUUUGCGCGCUCCCGUGACUCUCGCCAUAGAAAACAAAGCUGAGCGUCUUCCAUAACAGCGAGGGCUGCAGACCGGAGGAAUAACCCACUUCACCCCGGACACAUCGCGCUGAGUAUGGAUCCACAGCGGCUGUAGCAUCGUUAGAGACGGAGUCUUCCCAGGCAGGGGUGACGGCAGGACAUCCGCAAAGACAGACGACCAUAACACCAGCGUGUCUUUCUUCUUAUUUUUUCUCGGGGUGCUUUGUCUUGUCCACCUAACCGAGAGAGAGAGCCAUCAUCCCCCGUUUCCCUUGCAAGAUAUUCAGCUAGUGAUCGCUAGCUGCCGCCGGGAUGUGUCAUCAUGUUGUCACCUAAACGGAACCGCUAAGGGACGUCGGACUGUGGAGGAGAAGCACAACGAGCUCGCCGAGGUCCCAACGGGUUGUCACCGGGACCUGAAUCUGCGUUAGCCACUGUCGCAGAACCCACUGUUUUCGGCGAUAUGGCGGAGCAGGGCUACUCAUCCUGGGCGUACUCCCUAGUUGACUCCAGCCAGGUUUCCACCUUCCUCAUCUCCAUCCUGCUCAUCGUCUAUGGCAGCUUUAGGUCAUUAAACAUGGAUUGUGAGAACCAGGAGAAGGAUAAAGAUGGUAACCCUAUAACAACGGGUGCUUUUAAUGGCGGUUCGAACAACAGUGAGUGUAUUCAGACUAUAGACUCCACACAGGCCCUGUUUCUCCCCAUAGGAGCCUCUGUGUCUCUGCUAGUUAUGUUCUUCUUCUUUGACUCGGUACAGGUGGUCUUCACCAUUUGCACUGCUGUUCUUGCAACAAUUGCAUUUGCAUUCCUCUUGUUGCCAAUGUGCCAGUAUCUGACCAGACCCUGCUCCCCGCAGAACAAAUGCAGGAUUUCGUUCGGCUGCUGUGGGCGUUUCACUCUGGCCGAGCUCCUGUCCUUUUCCCUCUCUGUUUUGUUGGUGCUCAUCUGGGUGCUGACUGGACACUGGCUUCUCAUGGAUGCGUUAGCCAUGGGCUUGUGUGUCGCCAUGAUCGCCUUCGUGCGGCUACCCAGUCUGAAGGUGUCUUGCCUGCUGCUGUCAGGACUGCUCAUUUAUGAUGUGUUCUGGGUGUUUUUCUCAGCCUACAUCUUUAAUAGUAAUGUGAUGGUCAAAGUUGCCACCCAACCUGCUGAAAACCCCAUAGAUGUUCUGUCCAGGAAGCUCCACUUGGGGCCAGGGAUGGGCCGUGACGUCCCCCGCCUCUCACUACCGGGCAAACUCGUCUUUCCCAGUUCCAGUGGAAGUCACUUCUCAAUGCUGGGAAUUGGAGACAUCGUGAUGCCCGGGCUGCUGUUAUGUUUCGUCCUUCGGUACGACAACUACAAGAAGCAAGCGUCAGGGGAAGUCCCGGGGCCUGGUAACACACCCGGACGCAUGCAGCGCGUCUCCUAUUUCCACUGCACCCUCAUCGGAUACUUUGUGGGUCUGCUGACUGCCACUGUGGCCUCCAGGAUCCAUCGUGCUGCUCAGCCCGCUCUGCUUUACCUGGUGCCCUUCACCCUGCUGCCUCUGCUCACUAUGGCCUACCUGAAGGGGGAUUUGCGGCGCAUGUGGUCCGAGCCCUUCCAUACCAAGAACAGCGGCUCCCGCUUCCUGGAGGUAUGAUGCACCCUGGGAUGAACCACCAGCGCGGGGAGGACUGCGGAUCCUUUCCCUCCAUUAGAGGGACGGAGAGAGAGGGUACACUCACAGUGAGGCCAUGUUGUCAUCACUUGUUCAUGCUUUCCGCCAAUCCUCUGUGAAAACCCUCAGAAGGACACCAGUGUGUGGAUCACAACGCCCAAACACGACUCAUCUCUGGUCCCCACAUCCUCCCCGUUUCAUCUCCGCUUCCUCUUUUCUGUUUAUUUCCUCUUCAUUAUAGCACAUCCUGCCUGUGCUGUUUUUUGUUCUGCCCCCCUUCCCCUCUCUCAUUCCCGUUUUCCUCUUCUACAGUCGGUCUCAUUCUCCACCUCCUUCCCAUGGCCCGCUCCAUUCAACAGGCCUCGUCUCUCCUUCUUCCCCUGCAUCUUAAAUUUCCUCUGCGUCUGUUCUUCGCCGACUCAGAUGAACUCGAGGGCGAGACCUCUCCCCCCUUUUUGUGGACUUACGGAUGUGAGACAUGGCUGGGGUUUAUAUAUAUUUUUUUAGCAUUGUCGUGGUCAUUAUUAUUAUUAAUAUUAUUAUUAUUCUGGAAUGAUGAAAACAAACAGGGAAGAGGCAGAGUGUUGCAGUGGCACAGGACAGUGCUCGGGAGCAGCGACAGUGAAGGAGAAGAGUCUUCCCCCUCCAUCCGUCUCCCCCGUCCCCCUCCCCCUGCUUCUCUUCGUCUGUUCUCGUCGUCACUCGUCAAACGAUGGCUUCUCCCCGGCACUAUUGCCCUCCUCAGACACUGCAAGCCCCACCCUCCUCCUCCUCUCUGUUCAUCUGCUGUCCCCAUUCCUCACCCCACCAGAUAACUAUGUAUUUUAUUUAGUAAAGUUUUAUUCUUGGCAUAUACAGAAAUUAUGCAUUAUAAAUUCUUAAGCUGCCCCACAGUGUUUGAGGGGCCGCUUCUAUUUGUAUAUAUGUGUACACAUGUAUUUGCAGUAUCAUGAGUUUGUAUUUGUGAUCGGGAGCAUGACGUGAGGAGUGGGAAACUGACGCCAGCCGACAGCCCAGUUUUGGUAAAGGCUCGGCUGCCAGUUGUGUCGAGUCCAGCCUCCGUCAGUCGGAGACUGUUUUCUAAAGUUUGUUGGCUUGUGCGAUCGAAACAUAGCUGAUGGAUUUUUGAAAGAAAAACACACAAAAAAAAAUCUUCAUCAGUGGCUGGUUGAUAAAAAGUUUUCUGCUCUAGUGUUAAAGUGUGUGAGCGCGUGUGUGUGUGUGUUUGAGUGAACGAAACAGAUGAGUGUUUGUUUUACUCGGUUUUAAUUUGAAAUCAUAAACGGUGGCAAUAGUCAGGUUUCCAGUGAGCUGGGCACGUUGGAUCAAAUGGUCAUAAACACAUGACAUCUCCGAUGGAAGCAGUUUGUUUCAUCUUGUAAAGAUUUACUGAAAACUUCUUCUCAACAGGGGUCAUUUUUAUUUUUUAUCAGUCUUUUUGCAGACAGGUGAAAAUGUAAACAGUUUUUUUUUCUUCUUUUUUUCCAAAUAAAUGAUUGUUGAAUUCAUUUUUAAGUAUGUUUUCAUCAUGAAACCUCACCAUGCAUCAUGCUGAGUUUUUUUGUACUGAGCUUCUUUUGUGCACAUCCUAAAUUUUCCACAUUUAUGGUCAUGGAAACACUAAGCGUAUCUCAUGUCGGCUUAUACGAGUCUUUAGACGUCUGAGCAUAAUUCUAUCCGAUCAAUUUUUGAUAUGUUUUGACAAACGAGAAGCACAUCGUAUCUGAACUUUGUAAAUGUCAGUGUUUCACCUCAGUCGAUGAAGACCUGACUAUUGUGAAAGUUCUGACUGGAGAUGAGGGUCAGUGGGUGAUGAAGACGUACUGUGGUUGGAUAUCUUAUGUGGUUACAGAUACAUGUUUUUCUGGGUGGACAGUUAAAUAUGUGCGUGUGUGUGUGUGUGAGUGAGUGUGCCGGAUAUCAUGAGGUCUGUUUGGACCUAUAGGAAAGAGGGAAAAUCAGUGGUGCCCUUCAGAAAUCGGAAAUAAAAAUUAGAAAUUAAAUCUAACCCAUAGGAUGUUUUUUUUUAAUUUCAACAUUUUUGUACCAGAGAGUCUUACUUUUCGUUUGUUUGUUUUAAUCCUUCCACUGUUGUGGUGCUUGUCAGUUAAUAUCUAAUGUAUACUGGAAAGAAAACGUGCAAGAAAGCACACGGAAGUAAGGACGAUGCAGUGUGCUGGCUUUUUUCCAUUCUUUUUCUUUUCUUUUUUUAAAAACUUUUCUAAUGUAUCUGGCCGUGCAUGUGACGUGUACAGUGUAUCAGUUAUCAGACUGCGUUGACAGGGCUCCUGCAGUUUUGAGUCUCUCCUGGCCGACAAAACAAGGCACUGGACCUAUGAGCGUGCCCGUCAGUGAGACGCAAUGGCCACUGGGUCGGAAAGACAGCGACUGGUCAGCUCUGACUGACUCUCACAGGCAGAAUAUCAGGACCUGGAUGCCAUCAGGUCGGGACUCCCGGCCUGCCGCUCAAUGCAGUUCUCAACUCGGACGCUAUAGAACCACACACCCUCCCUUCACCUCCUCAUAGACGUGGAAAGAAAAUAUAUAGAUUUAUAUACAUAUAUAUACAUAAGUGUGUGUGUAUAUAUACAUAUAUAAAUAACAGAUGAAUUUCUUUUUUAUAGAGAAUGGAUUUUUUUUUUUUCUUUAAUCCCCCCCUCUUAUUUUUUUUCAUUUUUUUUAGUGCUUUAGUUAUUUUUUUAUUUUAUUUCCCACCUCUUCUCCCCUCCGGCAGAGGACUCCAGCUCUGUUGGUGCGUUGAUAUUUCGGCUGAAUGGAUUCUGUAUAGAAAACUGGUGAAUAAAAUAAAUUAAGAACUGUGUAGUGAAAUAUGAAUCCUGAAGUGCUCGAUCUAAAACACUUUGUCUCCUUUUAACCUCCCUCCCUCCCUCCGCCCUUCUCUCCCUCCCUGUUCAGGAUUCUGCUGUAAAUAAACAUGACUCUAACUGUAA
Platichthys flesus (European flounder) is the source of this 4791-nucleotide messenger RNA. RefSeq names its product signal peptide peptidase 3 (gene sppl3). Gene Ontology annotation, biological process: membrane protein proteolysis. The coding region runs from base 662 to 1822 and encodes 386 amino acids. NCBI's taxonomy places the organism in Eukaryota, Metazoa, Chordata, Actinopteri, Pleuronectiformes, Pleuronectidae. The record is from RefSeq and is a predicted model, not a curated record. Gene Ontology annotation, molecular function: aspartic endopeptidase activity, intramembrane cleaving. The transcript is spliced from 11 exons. Gene Ontology annotation, cellular component: cytoplasmic side of endoplasmic reticulum membrane; lumenal side of endoplasmic reticulum membrane; Golgi-associated vesicle membrane.